UGAAAAGGUCCUUAAUUUUUUCCAACCUAAAUUGGGAAAAAGUAGCUGAUUUGGACUUUCAGUUCAGCUGGUUUCCAACCAACAACAGAAGCUAUCAUCAAAAAAAAAAAAACAACAGCAGAAGCUUAAAAGCAUGGCCCCUCGAAUGCUGCUUCCCGCUUUCAGAAACCGUUCUAUCACUUCACGCAUAAUCGGCAACUAUCGUUCACUUAAGACAUUGGUUGUGGCCGAACAUGAAGGGGGCUAUAUCAAGAGUUCAUCAUUAAGUGCGAUAGAGGCAGCCAAGUAUUUGAGCAGUGAUAGCCCUAUAUCUUUAUUACUGGCUGGGUCAGGUCCUUCAAUGAAGGAGUCUGCUUCAACUGCUGCAUCAUGUCUUGCUUCAGUUUCUGAGGUUCUUAUUGCUGAUUCUGAAAUAUUUGAAAAACCUCUAGCAGAACCAUGGGCUAAGCUAGUCCAGUUAGUUCACCAGAAAGGUAGCUACUCACAUAUAAUAUCAGCAUCAAGUUCAUUUGGGAAAAGCAUACUACCACGUGCAGCUGCCCUUCUGAAUGUUUCUCCAAUCACUGAUGUCACUGAGAUUUGUGGACCUCAUCUCUUUGUCAGGCCAACAUAUGCAGGAAAUGCUCUUUCUACUGUUCAGUAUACUGGCCCCAUGCCUUGUAUGCUGACCAUCAGGGCUCCAUCUUUUCCGACAGGUUUAGCAGAUAAUUCAAAACCUAAUGCUGCUUCCAUUGACCAGGUUGAUAUAUCUACCUUGAAUGAAGAUAGCGCAGUUGGCAAAUCAAGAUAUAUACAACUUUGCUCUCAAAAUACAGAGCGCCCCGAUUUGGGAAAUGCAUGUAUUGUAGUUACAGGGGGGCGGGCUCUGAAAAGUGCUGAGAAUUUUAAAAUGAUUGAGAAGCUUGCAGAGAAACUUGGGGCUGCAGUUGGUGCGACUCGUGCAGCAGUUGAUGCGGGAUAUGUUCCUAAUGAUCUCCAGGUUGGGCAGACUGGUAAAAUUGUUGCUCCAGAAUUAUAUAUGGCUUUCGGUGUUUCUGGAGCUAUUCAACACAUAGCUGGCAUGAGAGAUUCCAAAUUCAUUGUUGCUGUUAACAAAGAUGCAGAUGCACCCAUAUUUCAGGUGGCAGACUAUGGGCUUGUAGGAGACCUUUUUGAGGUCAUACCAGAGUUGUUAGAGAAGCUUCCCGAGAAGAAGUAGAAGCCAAAUUUAUUAAUUAGAAAGAGUGGCACAGUGAUUAUUGUAGUAGAGAGGGCAUUUUACACUCACGACGAAACUCUCAUGUAUUUCUUUCCUAAUAAAUUUUAUCUUGGAUUUGCAACUACGG
Molecule: messenger RNA, 1325 nt
Organism: Cuscuta epithymum
Lineage: Eukaryota; Viridiplantae; Streptophyta; Magnoliopsida; Solanales; Convolvulaceae
Source: the annotation of a GenBank genome assembly